UGGAAAAGCACUAGGAAAUCCCCACAGUGAAAAAUAUUAAAGGUUCCAAGAAUCCACUGUGCAAGAAAACCCUUCAGAUGUGAGGAGUGUGGGAAAUGCUUCAGUUAUUUUUCUUACUAUGUUAGACACCAGAGAAUCCACACCGGGGAGAAACCCUUUGAGUGUAAUGAGUGUAGAAAAACCUUUAAUGACAAUUCUUCAUUAAUUCGGCACCAGAGAAUCCACACUGGAGAGAAGCCCUAUCAAUGGAAGAGUGUGGGAGAGCCUUUAAUGAUAAUGCAAAUCUGAUCAGGCAUCAGAGAAUCCACAGUGGUGACAGGCCUUAUCUCUGUGGAGAGUGUGGAAAUAGUUUUACCAGUAGUUCCGGGUUUGUUAUACAUCAGAGAAUCCACACUGGGGAGAAACCUUAUGAAUGUAAUGAGUGUGGAAAAGCUUUUGUUGGUAAUUCACCACUACUUCGACAUCAGAAAAUCCACACUGGGGAGAAACCUUAUGAAUGUAAUGAGUGUGGAAAAGCUUUUGUUGGUAAUUCACCACUACUUCGACAUCAGAAAAUCCACACUGGAGAGAAACCCUAUGAAUGUAAUGAGUGUGGCAAAAGCUUUGGAAGGACUUCUCAUCUUAGCCAACAUCAACGUAUUCACACAGGGGAAAAGCCUUAUUCUUGUAAAAUAUGUGGGCAGGCCUUCAAUUUUCAUACAAAACUAACUCGGCACCAGAGAGUCCACAGUGAGGAGAAACCCUUUGACUGUGUAGAUUGUGGAAAAGGCUUUAGUGCUCAGGAACAAAUUAAAAGGCAUCUAAGGAUCCAUAUUCAGGAGUCUUCCUGUUUAUGUGAUGCCUGUGGAAAAGUCUUCACUAGCAAAAGAAAUUUUCUUCAGCAUCAAAGAAACCAUACUGCAGAGAAACCCUAUGAGUGUGUCAAGUAUGAAAAAACUUUUAGGACUUCUUCCAAGCUAGGUCAUCAUGAGCAUGUCCACCCUGGAGAGAAACCUGUCGUCCUGGACAUCUGUCAUUUUGGCCUCCCAGAAUUUUUCACCCCCUUUUACUGGUGAUAGUACAUGAAAUUUCCCUUUGGAUUUCAUCUUCCACUCAGGAGGAGGAUGUGUGACACAGGCCUGGCUCAGCUGCACAUUCCUUCCCCUAAGCCAUAGUUGUUGGUUCAGAUGUCAGUAGUUUACCCAACUAGGUCCAAUUACAGUCCCA
Mirounga angustirostris (Northern elephant seal) is the source of this 1206-nucleotide messenger RNA. Its product is annotated as zinc finger protein 19-like. Bases 246 to 1055 code for a protein of 269 amino acids. The record is from RefSeq and is a predicted model, not a curated record. Gene Ontology annotation, molecular function: DNA-binding transcription factor activity; RNA polymerase II cis-regulatory region sequence-specific DNA binding. The transcript has a single exon. Lineage: Eukaryota; Metazoa; Chordata; Mammalia; Carnivora; Phocidae. Gene Ontology annotation, biological process: regulation of transcription by RNA polymerase II.